Molecule: messenger RNA, 3168 nt
Organism: Mauremys reevesii (Reeves's turtle)
Lineage: Eukaryota; Metazoa; Chordata; Testudines; Geoemydidae
Gene: RTKN
Product: rhotekin
Exons: 13
Coding region: 354-2120 (588 amino acids)
Biological process (GO): actomyosin contractile ring assembly; signal transduction; septin ring organization
Cellular component (GO): actomyosin contractile ring
Source: RefSeq, a predicted model, not a curated record
GAGCCGGGCAGGGGCCGCCCGGCCGGGCCGCGGGCAGCUGGGAACCGGCGCCGGGAGGAGGCGAAGCUGGGCCCGUGGCUGGGAAUCCGCUGACGGAGACAGCCGGGGGCAGGGGGAACGCGAGGAGGCAGCGAGCCUGCCCCACGUACCCGCCUGCCCUGGCGAGAUCGGGGAGCCCCGUCCUGUGCUGCUCAGCCAGAGCGGAGCAGAGCUCGGGGCACUGCUCGCAGGCACCUUGCACUGGCCCUCCGGGGGGUGGACAUGGGCAUUGGCUGUGCCCUGGCGAGCAGGCGCCUGGGCAGGGCCCCUGGGGCUGCCAGUGACUGGGCCGGGCCGGGGGUGUAACCGGUUCCAUGGACAUGGCGGCGAGGGACAGGUUUGCAGAGAUGCAGGACAGGCUUCGGAUCCUGGAGGACCUCAACAUGCUGUACAUCCGGCAGAUCGCGCUCAGCCUGCAGGACACGGACAUCCAGAAGAAGAUUGACCAUGAGCUCCGGAUGCGCGAAGGUGCCUGUAAGCUGCUGGCAGCCUGCACACAGCGGGAGCAGGCGCUGGAGGCAACCAAGAGCCUUCUGGUCUGCAACAGCCGCAUCAUGGCCUACAUGUCCGAGCUGCAGCGCAUGAAGGAGGCGCAGGUGGCGCAGAGGACGGCCCGGCGCCCCUCGGACGCUGGCCCCAUGGACGAUCGCUUACCCUGCAGGGGGAAGGUCUGCGUGUCAGAUCUCCGGAUCCCCUUGAUGUGGAAGGACACGGAGUAUUUCAAAAACAAGGGAGACCUGCAUCGCUGUGCCGUGUUCUGCCUGCUGCAGCUCGGCGUGGAGAUCUAUGACACCAAGAUGGUGCUGGUGGACCGGACGCUCACGGACAUCUGCUUCGAGAACGGAGUCCUCUUCACGGAGGCGGGCCCGGACUUCGAGCUGAAGGUGGAGCUGUACAGUGCGGGGCUGGAGGAGGACUCUGCGCUCGGUAGCACCCCGAAGAAGCUGGCCAGCAAACUGAGCAGCUCGCUGGGACGCUCCUCCGGGAAGCGGCUGCGCGCGGCGUUGGACGGGGCCCCAGGGAGCCCCGUGAGUAAUGGGGGGAGCAGCCCCCUCCUGCUGCCGGCCCCCAGCGUGGCGGGCCCCAAGUACCACCUGCUGGCCCACACCGUGCUCUCCCUGGCCGAGGUUCAGGACAGCUUCCGCACCCAUGACUUGGCCAUCACCAGCAACGAGGAGAGCUCCUUCUGGCUGCCCCUCUAUGGCAGCAUGUGCUGCCGCCUGGCUGCCCAGCCCAACUGCAUGGCCCAGCAGAUGAUGUGCGGCUUCUUGAAAUUGCAGCAGCAGGUGGGCGAGCAGCAGAGCUGGGCGCGGCUGUUCUGCGUGCUGCGGGGCUCCAACCUCCUCUGCUACCGCCGGCCCCAGGACGCCGAGGCCCCGGUGGAGCCAGCACUCACCAUCGCCAUCAACAAGGAGACGCGGAUCCGGGCCACGGAGAAGGACCCCAGGAACAAGCUGCAGAGCAUGUCGGUGACCAACCGCUACGGGGGGGAGGAGGUGACGCACACGCUGCUGGCGGAGAGCCGGGCCGACACGCAGCGCUGGAUGGAGGCCUUCUGGCAGCACUUCUACGACUUGAGCCAGUGGAAGCAGUGCUGCGAUGAGCUCAUGAAGAUGGAGGUGCCGUCCCCACGCAAGCCCCCAGCCCCGCUGGCCAAGCAGGGCUCCCUGUACCACGAGAUGGCUAUUGAGCCUGUGGACGACAUUGAGGCCGUGACGGACAUCCUGGCGCGGCGGGUGACGGCCCUGGAGCUGCGGCCGGACCUGGGCUGCCCCCCAUGGCUGUCUCUCUUCGAGGGGCCCCUGCUCAGCGCGUCCCACACCAGCAUCACUUCUGAGCCGGCCAGCGCCAGCCCCUCUCGCUCCCGCCCGGCGUGGGGCCGGCCCCGCACGCUCUCCCUGGACGCCAGGCUCAGCACGCUGAAGGGGUGUGCUGGGAAGGGCCCCGCCGCCCCCCUGCGCCCGCUGGCCGGCCCCCCCCACUCCAGCUCCUCCAGCAGCGGCAGCACCACCCCCGAGUCGGAGCGCCAGGGCCGCCGCCCCACCCGGGAUCCCCGCAGCUGUCUGCAGUCCCAGGUCUGAGCAGCAGGGGGUGCCCGGAGCCGGCGCCUGCACCCUGACCAGGACUGGAGGGGACGGGGGAGAUGCCCCGGGCAGGGGUCCCAGCCAGCCCCAUGGCCCCCCUGCUCAGGCAGCAGCCUUGGCUGGGUCGCGCUGUCAGUUCUCCGUCCUGAGCAGCACCUCCCCACCCCGUCCUCCCGCUGAGCCCCCGCCCCCGGGGACGUCGCUCUCGCAGGGCCAAGGGACCCCACCGGGGCCUGGCUUGUGGGGAGACCACAGCAGAGCCCGAGCCCCCUCGUCCCCACCCGGGGCAUCCCUGGCCAGCUGCCUGGCAUCUGCUGGGGAGGGGGUUAGGAACAACCGUCCCUGCCCCCAGCCUGGGGCACGGGGUCUGCUCGCUCCCCCGGCUGCGCUGAGCCCUGAGCCAAGGGCCUGCCCCACAGGUGCUGAGCUCACCCCCUCCCCCGGGAGCUGCCCCAGACAGACACAGCACCGGGAGCGGGGCAGCCUGCGGGUUCUUGGGCCCGUGGUGGGGGGCGGGCGGCUGAACUGGCUUCAGAGCAAAGGCUGAACCCGGGGGGGGCUUCGGGACAAAAAACUGGAAUUAUUUUGGCACAGGUGACACUGAAGGGGAGGGGGAUGGGCCUGGGGAUUCCCUAAUUCCAGCUCUAACGGCUUCUCCUCACUAACCAGCCCCUGGGGCUGGAAUUGGCUCCAUGCCCCCGCCCCCAAAAGAGCCCAGCUCCCCUGCAGCGGUGUGCACAGCCCCUCCCCCAUGGGGCUGGCUGUCGGGGGGAGGGAACCGAGGCUGCAGCUGCCUCAUUAAUAUGCAUUAAAAUGUAUUUAAUGUUCCCAGUCUCUGAUUUGGGGCAGGGGGAGGAGUGGGGCGGGACCGGCCCUGCUGGGGUGACCAGAUGUCCUGGUUUUACAGGGACAGUCCCGCUAUUUGGGGCUUUGUGUUCUAGGGGCUCCCCCCCCCCCCCUGGCCCUGCUGGGGGCAGGGUGCUCACUGGGCCCAGCUGGCCUCACCCACCCCGCGAGCUGGGGCCCUGCAGGCAGCUGUGAGGGC